AUGAGCAGGAGAUUCCAGAUGAGCAGGAGGAGAUCCCAGAUGAGCAGGAGGAGAUCCCAGAUUAGCAGGAGGAGAUCUCAGAUGAGCAGGAUGAGAGCCCAGAUGAGCAGGAGGAGAUCCCAGAUUAGCAGGAGGAGAUCCCAGUUGAGCAUGAGGAGAUCCCCGAUGAUCAGGAGGAGAUCCCAGAUGAGCAGGAGGAGAUCCCAGCUAAACGUCUCUGCUGGAGAAAAGUUUGUGGCAGUGAAAGUUGGAGCGGUGUUGAGCAGAGCUGAGGAGGUGGACAAAGAGGCAGUGACAGAUCUGAAGAGCGCCCCCCGCUGGGCCUCAGAGCAGCAGCACUCAUCUGUCACAGUCUUCCCGCGUCUGUGA
Messenger RNA from Knipowitschia caucasica, 369 nucleotides. The record is from the annotation of a GenBank genome assembly. NCBI's taxonomy places the organism in Eukaryota, Metazoa, Chordata, Actinopteri, Gobiiformes, Gobiidae.